Messenger RNA from Castor canadensis (American beaver), 718 nucleotides. It is a transcript of the gene Csf2, whose product is annotated as colony stimulating factor 2. Gene Ontology annotation, biological process: myeloid cell differentiation; immune response. Gene Ontology annotation, cellular component: extracellular region. Gene Ontology annotation, molecular function: granulocyte macrophage colony-stimulating factor receptor binding; cytokine activity; growth factor activity. Lineage: Eukaryota; Metazoa; Chordata; Mammalia; Rodentia; Castoridae. The record is from RefSeq and is a predicted model, not a curated record.
ACUGCCCAGGCAAGGCUGGAGAGUGCUCAAGGAAGCAGGCAGGUGGGCUGCAGUUCUUGGAAGGGUUCAUUAAUGAAAACCCCGAAGCCUGACCACCUGGGGAGAAAGGCUCUCCGUUCCCAUAUUAGCUGAUAAGGGCCAGGAGAUUCCACAGUUCAGGUAGUUCCCCCGCCUCCCUGGCGUUUUGUGGUCACCAUUAAUCAUUUCCUCUAACUGUGUAUAUAAGAGCUCUUUUGCCCAGUGAGCCCAGUACUCAGAGAGAAAGGCUAAAGUCCUCAGGAGGAUGUGGCUGCAGAACCUGCUUCUCCUGGGCACUGUGGUCUACAGCAUCUCUGCACCCACCAGCCCGCCCAGCCCUGUCACCCGGCCCUGGAAGCACGUGAUUGCCAUCAAAGAAGCUCAGAACCUCCUGAACAAUAGUAGUGACACGGCUGCUGUGAUGAAUGAAACAGUAGAAGUCAUCGCUGAAACAUUUGACCCCCAGGAGCCAACCUGCUUUCAGACCCGCCUGGAGCUGUAUGAACAGGGCCUGCGUGGCAGCCUCACCAAGCUCAAGGGCCUCUUGACUAUCAUAGCCAGCCACUAUAAGCGCCACUGCCCCCUGACCCCGGAAACUUCCUGUAUGACCCAGAUUAUCACCUUCAACAGUUUCAAACAGGACCUGAACGACUUUCUGUUUGUCAUCCCCUUUGACUGCUGGGGCCCAGUCCAGAAGUGA